Messenger RNA from Salvelinus sp. IW2-2015, 4778 nucleotides. Its product is annotated as splicing factor, suppressor of white-apricot homolog. Gene Ontology annotation, biological process: mRNA 5'-splice site recognition; RNA processing. Lineage: Eukaryota; Metazoa; Chordata; Actinopteri; Salmoniformes; Salmonidae. Gene Ontology annotation, molecular function: RNA binding. The record is from RefSeq and is a predicted model, not a curated record.
AAGCUGUUCCGGGACGACGAGAGGGCUCACUUCCACGAGCAGGGCAAACAGCUCAUACCAUGGAUGGGGGACAAGAACAUCCUGAUUGAUAGGUCGGUUGAACAAACCUAGACGGAAUUGUUAUCCUAACCAACUUUCCUAAUCAGAUCUGUCUUUCGAAGGGACCGAUCGGAUUAUUGUUUUGCUGAAGGCGUAGUUUUCCAAAUAUAACUCACAUGAAAGUACAAGUGUGUGCGAACCAUUUUAUCUAGCUUCCUUAAAAAUGUCAGUUUUGGCCUCAUGAAACCGAAGAUGCAUUAGCUAUUAACAAAAGGUAGCAGAGGCUUCCUCCACUAUUUGGGUCAUAUUUCAACAGUGAACAAGCUCUACAUGAGACUGAAAGUUGUCUAAAAUUGCCCCUUAUAAACUUGCCUCUAAUUUACGGAUACAUCAAUGUACUUGUUUACAGGGCUUUGGACUAUAGAUCGUCUACAAGUUAUAUUGUAUUCAACUUUGUAUUACUUAACUGCCCAUUGCCCUUUUUAAGGGAGGCUUAUGCGUCUUGGUGUAUUUGUAUUUGCUCUGGUAGCUUCAACAUGAGAAUAUUCAGUUAAGUAUUGUAUUCAUUUCAGUUUCUUCCAACACAAUUUGGAUGUAAAAAAACUAAGAUCUCUAAAUGCCUUUCACUAAACUGAAUUCAAAUGAGAACUUCAAACCUUACCAACAAGUCACCAAGAAAUUGAAUUUGUUGAUAAUACCAUGGCAAAUUCAACCCAAACUACUACUGUAUGUCAAAUAUGUGAAUUAAGGUGGUUCACAGUAAUUAAUGUAAAAAUGUAGGCGCUUAUACUGUUGACUGCCAAGUAUCCCAGCUCAGUUGUUUCCCUUUUGCUUUCAGUUGUUCAUUUCUAAUAACAUUUUCUUGCAGGCUGUAGAGCAUGUUGGCAAUGAUGACCUGUAAAAGUAGUUGUUUAUUUGGAAAUAAACCCACUUGAUCCAUGAAGGGGGGGACAUUAUGUUGGCCCUUCAUGGUCUCGUUGAGCCACCUUAAUCUUCUUGGGCCUGUCUCUUGUUUCCAAUGUAUGUGUGUGUCUCUCUAUCACAUAACCAGCCCUUAUUUCCCCAGCUAGUAGCCUAAGGCUAAGGGGUCCUGCCUGACCCCCCAAUGCCAACCCCAGUGCCCACUUCUCUCUUUCGAAGAAGGAACUCUGGAGAGGUGGAAGAGGGGAGCGAACGCAGGAAAAUAUCGUCCGUUUGGGUUCUUACGGAUAGGUAUGAUGGGCGUGGUCACUUACAUGACCUCUCCGAGUACGACGCGGGCUCGUGGAACAGAGACUACCAGCUGUCCGAGGAGGAGGCCAGGAUCGAGGCCUUGUGUGAUGAGGAGCGGUACCUGGCCAUGCACACAGACCUGCUGGAGGAAGAAGCCAGACAAGAGGAAGAAUACAAGCGUUUGAGUGAAGCUCUGGCAGAUGAAGGCACCUAUAACUCAGUGGGCUUCCGCUACAGCGCAGACUACUACGACCCUUCUCAACCCACUGAGGAAGAGGAGGCCAACAGGGAGACUGAAGAAGCAGAGCCACAGGAGAGCGAGGAACCCUACGUGGCACCCCCGGGCCUGGCGAUCCCCCCCGAUGUGGAGCUGCCAGCGACCACCAAAACCCAUGCCAUCAUUGAGAGGACCGCCAACUUUGUGUGCCAGCAGGGGGCCCAGUUUGAGAUUGUUUUGAAAGCCAAACAGUCUGGCAACUCCCAAUUUGACUUCCUGAACUUCGAACACUACCUUAACCCCUACUACAAACACAUCCUGAAGGCCAUGAAGGAAGGUCGCUACACCCCUGCAUCCGACAAGCAGGACUCACAGGACUCUGAUGAUUCUGACGAUGAUGGGGAUGGGAACUACCUCCACCCCAGCCUGUUUGCUCCUAAGAAGAGUUCUCGCCUUGAGGAGCUGAUGAAGCCCCUCCAAGUCAUGGACCCAGACCAUCCACUGGCAGCGCUGAUCCGGAAAACUCAGCAGGAACGUAACGGAGCUGCUGCUGCUGCAGCCGCCAUCAUGGCAACCAAGUCAGAGGAAGUACCCGCAGAGCCAGCUGUGCCCGCCACACCCGCAGAGUACAUCGCUGACCCUAACGUGGCAGCGAUGUACUAUGGGUACUGCAUGCUUCCUGAUGGGACCUACUGCCUGGCCCCACCUCCCCCUGGGAUCGAUGCCAACGGCUACUACAGCUCCCUGCCCUCUGGCAGAAUGUUGGCUCCACCCUCUUACUCUGGAACCCCGCCUCCUCCAGGGACCACGCCCCCUGCACCUCCUGAGCCAUCUACACGGAUCAUCUACACAGCACCUCCGACUACAUUUCCCAUCAUCCCACCACCAACUCCAGUUCCCAGCCAGGUCCCAGUCUGCCUCUCAACCCCUUCUCCUCCUGCUCCUGUUAUUCCUGCUGCUGUCAUACCAGAGACCAGUUCGCGGCCCCAGGCUCCCGUUGCCGUGGCGGCCCCAGUUGCCGUGGCAGCGCCAGCCAUCAUCCCCCCGCCCCCUGACAUCCAACCGGUUAUUGACAAGCUGGCUGAGUACGUGGCCAGGAACGGUGUCAAGUUUGAGACCAGCGUCCGCGCCAAGAAUGACCCGCGGUUUGACUUCUUGCAGUCCUGGAACCAGUACAACACCUAUUAUGAGUUCAAGAAGAAUUACUUCAUGCAGAAAGUGGGAAUCAGCCUGCCAGAGCGUGGCUCUUCAGACGGCCUGGGCCCAGCGGAGGAGGAGGCAGACAGUAUCGGCGUUGGUAACUGUCCCUCUGACAAACAGCUGAAUGAAGGCAAGCCAAUUAAAGUGCCCUUUGCGCCGAUCUGCUUCGCCAUCAAAGCCAAAGAGAACGACAUGCUACCGCUGGAGAAGAACCGUGUACGGCUGGACGACGACUCAGAUGAUGACCCGGACAAGUUGCUGGGCGAGGAGGGUCUGGAGGCCCUGCUGGAGGGGGCGGAGAUGGUGGUCAGAGCGGUCACUGCGACCCCUGAGGAGAAGAGACCCACUCUCACCCUGGAGGAGCUGGAGGCUAAACAAGCCAAGCAGAAGCUAGAGGACCGUCUGGCUGCAGCUGCCAGGGAGAAGCUGGCCCAGGCCUCAAAGGAGUCCAAGGAGAAGCAGCUGCAGGCGGAGAGGAAGAGAAAGGCAGCGCUGUUCCUCCAGACCCUACGUAACCCCCUUACUGGAGAGCCUGAGACCAGACGUCCUGACAAGACCACCGCCAUGCCUGAGCCACAGCUGCCAGAGGUCCCAGCGGCCCCCGUUGUCUCAGCCCCCCCUACCCUGGCUUCUAGAGCACAUGUGUACCCAGCUGAUCAAAGACCACCUGACGUCAGCUCCUUCAAAAGCAAAGAGCCCCCCUCCUCCUCUUCCACCGUCCUGCUACCCUCCUCCUCAUCCUCCUCCACCUCCAGACGACCGGAGAAGAACCGGGACAGAGAGAAGGGCGACAGAGAYAAGAAGAAGAAGAAACGCAAGAAGAGGUCACGGUCGAGAUCGCGCUCCCGGCCUAAAACCAAGCACGCCCUGCCAAGCGCGUACAGAAUGGUACGCAGGUCUAGGUCUCGCUCCAAGUCCCCUGGGAGGAGGGACAGAAGGGCUCACUCGUCCGAGAGGAGACGUGAGGAGAGGGAGCGCUACGGCACUGCCGCCUAUCGCGUUGGCAUCAGCCCCGCUCUGCCCAGGAGGCACUCCAGAUCCAGGUCCCCUCAUGAGAAGAGGAAGAGGAAGAGUUCUAAGGGCAAGCUCCCAACCAAGGGCUCUUCCUGUUCCCCCUCCUCGUACCCCAGAGGAGCCAAGAAGUCCCCCAGCGCCUCCCCUCCCACCAGCCCCACUUCCAGCCUCUCCAGGGACGGCUCGCAGGAAAAAAGAGAAACAAGUGUCCCACAGCCAUCGUCUGCCUCCAUGCAGUCUAAAUCACUCAGGAUCUGAUGGCCAAAGUACGUGCCAUGCUGGCUGCCUCGAAGACCUCCCAGCCCAACACUCCCUGAAGAGGCGUGGCUUUCUAGCAGCUGGUUGGAAAAGGGGUGGAGCUUUACCACGUCUGCCUCUCCAUGACGACAGCCUCCAGCUAAAGGCCCUCGGCCAAUCAGCAGGCAGCGUCUUUGCGCGAAACCGCGUUUUGCGUAUCUUCCUCAUUUUUUCUAUUUUACUUUGAUACUUAAUUGGUUGAGCUUAUCUACAGUGUAUUCUGAACGGCAGUAGAUGUAAAGGAUUUUCUGCAACUGAGAGCAGUGUAGAUUAGCUCCUAAAGCAACUAAAUGGGACUGUUCUACCUGUCGAGAGAGAGCCUGCGUCACAGCAAUGGUCACGUAGCCUGAGAAAGUUGGAACACCUCUGUUCCCGACAUCUGGUUUUCGCACGAAUAAAGACAACAGAGUAUCAAAGCGUGGAAAUAAUUCAUGAAGUACCUUGCAUCUUUCAACAACAACAAAAAUAUAUAAUUUUCUGGAAAGUGAUGAUGGAGAUCUUUGCGACAUAAUUACCCAGCUGCCAGAGGGCCUAAAGCAUAUCCUUCUGUGAAGGAUUGUUACGUUUCUUUCUUUCUCACACUUUCUCUCUCAUCUCCUUCUGUUUUCCUCUUUCUCUUCAUCGCUCUUUCUCUCUCACUUUGCAAGGUCAGUUUUAAGGCUGGGGUCUUUGGUUGUCAGUCCCUGUUGUCACUCAGUUCCAGUGUGUGGUCUUCAAUUUGUGUUUCUAAGUUUGUACAGGGCUGAUUGUGAGACUGCUUUCUAACACAAACUAUCAAUAAAGUUUGAAUGAUGAUUUA